AUGUCUGCGUUGCCCGACGAAACGCUGAGGAAAAUCCUCAUUCAAAUUCAACAAUCGGCCGUUCAGUCUCAACGCUCACUCAACUUAACAAAGCAGCAAUGCACCGCCAAGGAGCGCGAGCGUCGGAUCGUCCAGCUGACUAUUAGUGAAAUAUCCAGCGUUAUACACGACGUUAAUCUGUACAAAGGUGUGGGGAAAAUGUUUUUGAUGGUUCCACAGAAGACAAUGGAACAGGAGUUGGAAGCGCAGGAGAAAGAGUUGACUGACGAGGUCAACUCUCUCAACAAAAAGUCAAAGUACUUGGAGAAGCAGUUUAAUGAUGCACAAGCUCGAUUGAGGGACAUCGUGCGCUUUCAUCAUGCUCCAGGGCAGUAA
This is a messenger RNA of Pisolithus orientalis, 375 nucleotides long. RefSeq names its product Prefoldin. Gene Ontology annotation, cellular component: prefoldin complex; cytoplasm. The record is from RefSeq and is a predicted model, not a curated record. The transcript is spliced from 5 exons. Gene Ontology annotation, biological process: protein folding. Lineage: Eukaryota; Fungi; Basidiomycota; Agaricomycetes; Boletales; Pisolithaceae. The coding region runs from base 1 to 375 and encodes 124 amino acids. Gene Ontology annotation, molecular function: protein folding chaperone.